GAACAUCAAUUGACAGGCCAUAAAGUGGCAGUUAAAAUCUUAAAUAGACAGAAGAUUCGCAGUUUGGAUGUCGUUGGAAAAAUAAAACGAGAAAUUCAAAAUCUAAAACUCUUUCGUCACCCUCAUAUUAUCAAACUAUACCAGGUGAUCAGCACUCCAACAGAUUUUUUUAUGGUAAUGGAGUAUGUGUCUGGUGGUGAAUUAUUUGACUACAUCUGUAAACAUGGACGGGUUGAAGAGAUGGAAGCCAGGCGGCUCUUUCAGCAGAUUCUGUCCGCUGUGGAUUACUGUCACAGGCAUAUGGUUGUUCAUCGAGACCUGAAACCAGAGAACGUGCUGUUGGAUGCACAAAUGAAUGCCAAGAUAGCUGAUUUUGGAUUAUCUAAUAUGAUGUCAGAUGGUGAAUUUCUGCGAACUAGUUGUGGAUCUCCAAAUUAUGCAGCACCUGAAGUCAUCUCAGGCAGAUUGUAUGCAGGUCCAGAAGUUGAUAUCUGGAGCUGUGGUGUGAUUUUGUAUGCUCUUCUUUGUGGCACCCUCCCAUUUGAUGAUGAGCAUGUACCUACGUUGUUUAAGAAGAUCCGAGGGGGUGUUUUUUAUAUCCCAGAAUAUCUCAAUCGUUCUGUUGCCACUCUCCUGAUGCAUAUGCUGCAGGUUGACCCCCUGAAACGAGCAACUAUCAAAGACAUAAGAGAGCAUGAAUGGUUUAAACAAGAUUUGCCCACUUACUUAUUUCCUGAGGACCCCUCCUAUGAUGCUAACGUCAUUGAUGAUGAGGCUGUGAAAGAAGUGUGUGAAAAAUUUGAGUGUACAGAAUCAGAAGUAAUGAACAGUUUAUAUAGUGGUGACCCUCAAGACCAGCUUGCAGUGGCUUAUCAUCUUAUCAUUGACAAUCGGAGAAUAAUGAACCAAGCCAGUGAGUUCUACCUCGCCUCGAGUCCCCCAACUGGUUCUUUUAUGGAUGAUAGUACCAUGCAUAUUCCCCCAGGCCUGAAACCUCAUCCAGAAAGGAUGCCACCUCUUAUAGCAGACAGCCCUAAAGCAAGAUGUCCUUUGGAUGCACUGAAUACAACUAAACCCAAAUCUUUAGCUGUGAAAAAAGCCAAGUGGCAUCUUGGAAUCCGAAGUCAGAGCAAACCGUAUGACAUUAUGGCUGAAGUUUACCGAGCUAUGAAACAGCUGGAUUUUGAAUGGAAGGUAGUGAAUGCAUACCAUCUUCGUGUAAGAAGAAAAAAUCCAGUGACUGGCAAUUAUGUGAAAAUGAGCUUACAACUUUACCUGGUUGACAAUAGAAGCUAUCUUUUGGACUUUAAAAGCAUUGAUGAUGAGGUGGUGGAGCAGAGGUCUGGUUCCUCAACACCUCAGCGUUCCUGUUCUGCUGCUGGCUUACACAGACCAAGAUCAAGUUUAGAUUCUGGAACUGCGGAGAGCCAUUCGUUGUCUGGCUCUCUCACUGGCUCCUGGACGGGAAGCACCUUGUCCUCAGCUCCACCUCGCCUAGGCAGUCACACCAUGGAUUUCUUUGAAAUGUGUGCCAGUCUGAUCACUACUUUAGCCCGUUGAUGAUCUUUCUCUAUCUUUCUGUUAUUGCACUGUGAAAAUCAGAUAUAUUCUUUAAAUUAUUAUUUUACUUAUGGAUAUCACAUGCUCUGCAAUACUGGGUGAGAGACGUGAAUGUCUCCAGGGGACACUCAAUGCCAUUGAAAUUACUGAAAACAAAAGUCUGACAUUUUAUUUACCUGUAGAAAUCUGUAAUUCUAUUUUUCCUGUGAUAAAUUCACAUAAGCAUAUCUUUAAUAGGUGAACAUCAGUGAAGAUGACUGUUAAUUUAAAAAUUGUGAGUGCACUACAGAUGAUUAAUAUGCCCUCACUGGUGAACCAUCUCAGUCAAAGGGUAUUGGCAGGACCGUCUUGCUUGACUGUUUAGUUGAGGUAAUCCAGUUUACUUCCUAAAGUUCAGCAGGCUUUAAGCUGUGUUUAUGCACCCAUUUCUCUUGUACAAGAAGAUUAAAAAAUGAAAGAACCAUUAGUAAGGUAGUAUUUGAAUGUUGAAAUCUUAAAAGGCUGCCCCCCAAAUUCCAGAAGCCAAGUUCUUCUAGCAGUUUUUGCAGAUACUGCCCAGCGUUCCACAGAAGGGUAGGCUCCUGGAACAGGUAACCGUAAUUCCAGGUUCCUUAGAAACAGCUGUAACCAACUAGAGGAUUUAUCUUGAGAGUUCCCUGAAUAAUAUAUUUAUAUUAAGAGCCCUCAAGGUUCUUCUCAGUAUUGGAACAUCUGGAAUUGCAACAACUUUUGUCUUUUUCAUAAACUUUUAUCGUUUUGAAACAUGCCUUCAAAACCUACCUUUCUCAAAUUCUUUUUGGCUCUAUUUAUUUUUGUACUUUAUCAGGUGUGAUAAAAUAGACAGUUAAAUGAAACAAAGCAAAAUAUCAUAGUCCCUUAAAAGAGAUCUCUUAUUUGGGGGGGGGGGGGGGGUUGGGGAGGGAGUGUGUGUGUGUGUGUUUGAGAGUUUGCCUCCCACAAUGCUAAUUCUUCAUCUAAAGUUUGUUGUAGUCAGCCACUCCCUCACCUUCCCCAGUCACCAUUGUCUUUGUUUAUUGUUUGAUCCUUGGUGGCUGUUGACUUAACUUUUAAAUCUUUUCUGGUUCCAUUUCUUUGUUCUCUAUCUUGGUUGCCAGCCAUCUGUUUUGAAAACACUCUUCUGGCUCUAGGGGCUUGUGUAUACUUCCAAAGCUUGAUAGGCUGUGACCUUCACUGUUGAACCUGUUAGGCAGAGAAGCCUUAGACAUUUAAAAAAUUCUCUCUUGAAUAAAUAUAUGUGUGUUUACAUAUAUACAUAUAUUCACACACCAGUGCUUUUAAAGGAAAACCAAACAGUUUUUUUGUUUUUCUUUACUAUUAACAGAAACAACCUAUAUACAGCAGAGUAAAUAAUAGCUCAUUGAUUAUAUUUUUAGUAAAAGUAAUUUUUAAAUUAAUUGUAGUUUAUCUAAUUAUUAUUUGUUUUAAUAUGUUAUAAUUAACAAUCCGAUUCACCUGACUUACCCUAGGAAAAAAAAAGAUUAAGCUCUUGAAAACGGAAAGUGGCUAUGCCUUGAUAGGUUUCUCAUUGCCAAAAAUGAUGUUUUCUACCAAGAAGCAACUGAGAAUAUUAGGCCACGUUUCUUCUGUGUUUAUGGAAGACAGGCAUGUCUGUCUUUAAAUUUUGAGUUAGGAGUUUGCAGUGUGUCACAUCAUAUUGUUUUGUAGAACCUUUAAAAAAUAGUGUUAAAUAACUUUUUAUGUCUGACUUCUUAAUAUCAAAAUAAAAGGAAUCCUUGUUUGCCAAUUUGGGAAGGAGGGUGGGGUGGCAGUUAAGAUGUUUUAAGUUUAAACCUUUGAAAGAUUGCCAUCUAGUGGCACCAAAAGGUACUUUUACUGAUUAUUUUUAUAGGGAUAAGCAGUCCUGCUGUGUUAGUGUGAUGUGCAGUGUAGACCUGGCACCAUUUUGGCCUCUCCAAAUGCAUAAAUACCUCUUUUGGGCAAAACAAGACCACAUCAUAAUAUUUGCGUGGCCAUGAAUGCGAUGACUUUAGAAAUAAGGAGCUUAUCUGAUUCCUUAUACCUUAACAGAAUCCCUCAUAAUUUUGAAGGCGGAGAAACAGCAGGAAGGAAUCCAGUGGUGUUUUAGCUUCAUUAGUCUAGUAAAUCAGAUGUUAGAAACUUAUUCAUAUCAAAAUUACUCUAUAUGGAUGAUUAUCGUGUUUUUUGAGAGUUAAAAAGAUUAUUGACUAUUUUCUCAUUCUUGCUAGUAUUUAUGAAUAUCUACAGUUUGAUCGUCAUCUGUUGAAUUUUAGGAGGACAAGGGGUCACGGUUGUGGUUGUCGUGUGCUGAACGGUUCCGAGCACAGCGGUUGUGUGGGUGUGGGUGGUACAGUGACUGGUUGUGGAGAGAGGAUUCAAGAGGCUCGCUGGCGCGCUGGGGCAGCACGUGGUCAUAGGAUGCUUUUUGAGGGAAAGAAUCAGUUGCUAAAUUCCCACAUUUCAGUCUUGAAAACUGGUUAAUUGUGGAGGUCAGAUGGGGCAGGAACAGUUCCUUCUGGUUAAGAUUCUGCAGGAGAGCUGCUGUUAUAAGGCGUAGCUCUCUCAUGGAAUGGACUCCAUGUGAUUCUCCAGCAGCCUUUCCCAGCCUGGGUCCUGUCAGAUGCUCUGCAGACAGGUGAUUCCAUUGAACAAAUUGGAAAACGUUACAGGCUACUCCUGCUUGAGGAUGACAAUGGAAAUGAACACUAAAGACUUUGACAAGUCCUUCUGUGAAAACAAAAGAAAACUAUUGAACCUGCUUUGCCCGAGUUGACCAUCUUUUUACACUUAUUAUCCCCUGGGGAAAAGCAAUUUUGGCAAAUUUGGCAAAUACUAUUUUAGAAAAAUUUUUGGUCCAGGUCGUCAUAGUCAGGGUACUUAAGAAUACAAUUAAGCUUUCCUUUUCCUUUCUCAUUUGUUGGAGAGAAUCUAGUUCAAAAUCAGAAUAAUUUCGUUUUAACCUGUGGGCAUUUUUAUCUUGAGCAAAUGCUGGACUAAGUAGAAUUUUAUAUAUGUGUAACUUAUUUCAUACACCUGGAUCUUUGUAAUCAGGUUGUGGUGUAGUUUGGGAGCAAAACUGAUUCUUUUUUGUAUUGACUGGAUAACUGAGCAACCUUAAACAAGAUUACUUGUGAAAAAGGACUAAGACUGGUGACUCAUGCUUAUGGCUCUGUGAGUAAUGAGUCAAUAUCAUUGGUUCUUACUUUCAAAAUGUAUAGGUGGUGAACAUUUUCUAAAUACUUUCCUAUAGACGCCGUAUUUAGAUUUAAUCCCUGUUAUCCUUUAACAUAGGAACAAACAACAUCUCAAAAUGAAUAUGGAGGGAGAGAACUGUUAAAAGUUGGCUUUUUAUUUUGAUCAACAAACUUUUAAGGGACACUUUUGUAAUCUCUAGUACUUGCAUUCCUUGAUACUAGCCAUCUAUAAAGAGAAUCCAGGAGCCUAAAUUAAUCAGAAAUAAUAGUAUUUCUAUGUCAGAGAAUUGGCUCUAUGUCAUACAGAAAUUCUCCAUUUUCUGCAAAUAGGUUUUCCAUAAUAGUUACAUAAUUCUGGGUUCACUUUCUCUUAUUCCCUGGCCAGUUUGUACUCAGGGAAUACAAGUUGAUUUUAAGUAUUAGAUGAGACAUAACUGAGAAAAUAAUUAUAGACAAUUGUUACAGAUUAUUUGCCUAUUUGGAUUUAUCUGUAGCCUCUCUUAAUGUACAGUAUACUGAGUUAAUAUGAGCACUGUACCUUUUAUUUAAGAAGCUUGGAACGUGCCACCCACAGACACUGCAUCUUUCUCUCUUCACUGGUUAAUCAUGUAAAUCCUAUUAAUAGUUGUGAAAUCUCAGUAUCUAAAUGCUAGACAGGUUCUCAGUUUUGUCUGUUUUUAAAGACUCCCCCACCUUUUCAAUCUAGCAUUUCUUUACUUGGUUGUCUUGUCACUCUGUGACUUUUAAAAUAGGAAAUGUAAUUUAUUUGAAUAAUAGUUCUCAGAGAUUCUACUUUAUUAAAAAUUCUGGAUGAGGGAUAUGUGCAAUCUGUUGGUAAGUCACAUGCUAUGCUGGGCCUCACUUUUGUGACCUCUAAAAUGGGAGGGACAGAUGAAAAGACCUCUGAAGUACCUUUGAGCUUUAAAGUUCUGUCUUCUCAUAUGAUUUGUAUUAGUGUUCACUUUUUAUAUAUUUAGAGUUUUUCUAUAGUGUGAAUGUUCUAUAUUUGUUUGGUGAUGCAUUUUGAAGAUAUAUACUUGAAUAUUUUUCUAAAUAUAGCUGCCCUCUGAAAUACAAAUGGCAAAAAUCAUCCAGAAAACCAAACAUGUUAACACAUCGUGUACACUUGGUGUAAAGCAAAAUAUUACUAAUGUGGAGUGGUGGAAGUGUUCGACACGUUUUAUAGUAAUGUUUAGAUCCAGAAAUCUUCCAUGUCUACUCACUUAUUUGAUCCUUUGCAGUAACCUUGUGAGGUAACCAUUUUCCAGAUGAGGAAGCAGGACCAGAAAGCUCUUCGUAAAGCUGUAAUGCCAUACAAGCACUCACCGAUGGCCCCUGCUCUUUGCAUGCCAGCUUCCUCCGGGGAGGAUGGUCUGAAUCACUGAAACAUCUGGGUAGUUGAGUCAUAAAAAUAAACACAGACGUAUUGCUUUUAAGUCUUAGAGUGACAAAAGUAGUCUUAACUGAAUAUUUCUUAGUUUAAUUAUUUGAACCAGUUGAUUGUACUAAGUGUAAUUAUCUGAAGUAUUUAUGAUUAGCAUAUUGAUUUUUAUAAGUACUUCUAAGUUAUUGAGGGUGCUUAAAAAAUACUGAAGAAACUUUUUAGGACACGAUUCUUCCUGUAAUUUUAUUUACAUGAUUCUUAUAGCACAAUCUUUUUUAAAAAGUAAAAUUAGCCCCAGCCCCUAUCUUAAAUUAUCAUAGUGUUUGACUAUUAUAUGAAUUAGGCUUAUCUAAAUUUCAUAUACAGAUUGAUAAUUUUUUGUUUUGUGUGCCUAUUAGAAGAUAAAACACUAUUUUCAUAGAGUAUAUUUCUAUUCACGAACUACCUAUUAUCAGCUUGAUAGUCUCCCUUAUGAAACUUUGAAAUGUAAUUUAUGUUUGAUGAGCUUUAAAAAUUAUAUAAAUCUUAUUUAAACAAGUUGCUGGCAUCCUUACUAGCCUUUCCCACAUACGGUUAUGAUGCAUUUGAUGCCACUGAACAGUAACAGCAUAGAGAACAGGACCCACAGUCCAGACUGGGUUGAGUUUUAAUUAAACUUUUUCAGCCAUAACCUGAUAGGAAUCAGGCUGGGUCUAGAAGUUACCAGACUGUGGGCCUGUAUGUAUUUUGUGAGCCAAUGUUAAUGUUUACUGCCAGCCUUGCAUAGCAAUGCCUGUUUGCAGCUGUGACUGUGGAUGUGACUUUUGGUAACUCUUGUUUAUAUGUAAAGCAGUUUAGAUUUUAUGGAAGUAGCUCAUGAUUAUUUGGACAAGCAGGGUAGAUAAAUUUGAGUUACAUUUAAAGUGCAAUUAAUAGGAAAUCCUAGAGUAGAGCACCCUUUCCAGGAAAAAAAGUAUUUGUAGAAUAUCCUAGCAUGAAAACUGUUUUGAACAUAAAUAGAAUUUUGACAAGGUUCAUACAAUGUUUUGGGUUUUUUUUAUUCGGGGUUUGCUACUUUGUGUCGAUUUAAAAUUUCAAGGAGAAGUAGGAACAUUCUAGCCAAGGAAAACCGCAUAGUUAAUUUUUUGCUGCUAAUUUAAGCAUGCAUUUUUCACAGCUAAAAGUCCAUUUUAAAUAAGUUUUGUUAUAAAGGCAGGCCAUUUUUCUAGACAGAUAACAUUUUCCUAAAAUGGAAAAGAGAGACAGAUCCACUGGUCUAAAAAAAUAACACCUUAAUUGUGCCUUCUUUUAAUUUACAGGAACAGUAAUAAUUAGUAAAAAACUUAUUUGAACUGUAUUUUCCUUCUCCCUGAUUCCUCGCAUUUUUCCUUAAGUCUGUUGGCUCCGCCUGUUGUUGGAGGCCCCUGUGGCCGGCCCUCCCCUGUCGCGUCCGCGUCACCCGCUAGACGAUGCUUCUGUUUCUGCUCUGUUGCUUCCUUGUUAAGCUGACUUGGUCAAAUUUUGGCUGCCUUCCUGUACAGGUUGUUAAAAUGAAUGCAAUUAAUAACAAUCUUUAUAUUGCAACCCUUUAAAAAGUUUAUAAAGGAAAGAAACAAUGCAGAGCAAAGAUGAAAACCUCAUUUGGAAUUGAUUCUCAGCUCGGCUGCGGUGGGCAGCAAGUCACGUAACCUCAUUCAGUUCUCUCAUCUGCAAAACGUGGGUAAUGACCUACCUCACAGACAUGUGUGAGAAGCUCUUUGAAGGCCCUUGUUUAAAUACAGGGUUUAUCAUCCUCAUAUUUAAUGUAAAUCCCUUCCUUUCUUUUUAAAAUAGCUAUCUUUGAUACUGAUAAGACGUGUAUCUUGAUUUUAGGUAAGUUUUAUGUGGUAAGAAUAUAGUGGUAAAAAUGUGUAAGACGACACUUUCACAAAUUAUGCUAUUCUUAUUUUAAGUGACUUAAAGUUUCUUGAAAACACUGAAUAUUCAGAUAUUAAAGUUGUCUUUUAUUGCAACAAAUAUUCAGAACUUCCUAAAAUGUGGGCUGAAGCUGCCUUAAUGUACCAAAAUACAGCUUUUUCUCAAGACUAUUCACAAAUAUUGAUGGUUGUACAAUGUUUUGAGUAUUUAAUGUAAAUUGUGGUAAAACUGUGAACUCUAAGUGUAGUAACCUUAAUGUUGUAGGAAGAAUGCUUGUGUUCUUUAUCAUGUAUGCCUAAAUAUCAUACAUUGAAUCUUGAGUGCAACAAAUAAAACUGAAAGUUGACAAUCACUAGGCCAUGUCCAUGACAAUCAUAAGAAAAUGUAAGGUCAGAUAUUAAUUAUUCAAAUUUUUUUCAUGAACAUCCUGCAUUUAUUCUUUCUAGCCCAUGUUUGAAAAAGAAAAAAAAAUCCCGUAGGCUGAUACAUUAACCCAUUGAGCACUUGAUUAAAUUAAAAUUUUAAAAUCUAUUAAAUUUUUUUUAAACUGUUGAAAUUGUGAUUGCUUUUUAUAUUUUGUCUCGGGAAGAAAGAAAAAAAAGACCAGACUCCCAGUGCUUUUUCGCAGUUUUAAUAACCAUAGAUUCAAAUUUCAGUUUUGUUUGUUACGUGUUUUUCGUGAGUGUGAAAUGGUCAGUGGGCAGGAUUUGCCUUCCAGUAACACCGGUGAAGCUGUCUUCUUGGAUUACACAGCGUUUCGUAGUCACAGUUUCUCCCCAGUUCAUAUUUGCACUGUGCAAACUCAUAGGUGACAAACAGAAGAGAAAAGCAGCCUAUCUGAUUGCUUAUAAGCUUUUUUCACAAAAUCACAUUAAAGUCUCUGGUUCAUUUGAAA
This is a messenger RNA of Equus quagga, 8929 nucleotides long. It is a transcript of the gene PRKAA2, whose product is annotated as protein kinase AMP-activated catalytic subunit alpha 2. The transcript is spliced from 8 exons. Gene Ontology annotation, cellular component: cytoplasm. The coding region runs from base 172 to 1560 and encodes 462 amino acids. Gene Ontology annotation, biological process: intracellular signal transduction; protein phosphorylation. Gene Ontology annotation, molecular function: ATP binding; AMP-activated protein kinase activity. The record is from RefSeq and is a predicted model, not a curated record. Lineage: Eukaryota; Metazoa; Chordata; Mammalia; Perissodactyla; Equidae.